This is a messenger RNA of Bufo gargarizans (Asiatic toad), 1279 nucleotides long. It is a transcript of the gene GABRB1, whose product is annotated as gamma-aminobutyric acid type A receptor subunit beta1. Bases 107 to 1279 code for a protein of 390 amino acids. Lineage: Eukaryota; Metazoa; Chordata; Amphibia; Anura; Bufonidae. Gene Ontology annotation, cellular component: membrane; GABA-A receptor complex; neuron projection. Gene Ontology annotation, biological process: monoatomic ion transmembrane transport; signal transduction; chemical synaptic transmission. The record is from RefSeq and is a predicted model, not a curated record. The transcript is spliced from 6 exons. Gene Ontology annotation, molecular function: GABA-A receptor activity; extracellular ligand-gated monoatomic ion channel activity; neurotransmitter receptor activity.
UUAUAAUUACUAGUGUAUGUAUUUAAAAAAAACAUUGUGAUGAAAAAUACUAUCAUGUUUAUAUGUUUGUUUGUUUUUUUGCUUUUCUUAGGACUAUACGCUCACUAUGUAUUUUCAGCAGUCCUGGAGAGACAAACGACUUUCUUAUUCAGGAAUCCCCCUUAACCUUACAUUGGAUAAUCGGGUCGCUGAUCAGCUUUGGGUACCUGAUACAUACUUUCUCAAUGAUAAAAGAUCAUUUGUCCAUGGAGUUACUGUCAAGAAUAGAAUGAUACGUCUUCAUCCAGAUGGAACGGUUCUUUAUGGACUAAGGAUUACAACCACAGCUGCCUGCAUGAUGGAUCUACGCCGAUAUCCCCUAGAUGAACAGAAUUGCACACUUGAGAUUGAAAGUUAUGGCUAUACAACAGAUGACAUAGAAUUCUACUGGAAUGGAGGAGAUAAAGCAAUCACAGGCGUUGAGAAAAUCGAGUUGCCUCAAUUUUCUAUUGUUGAUUACAAAAUGGUUUCAAAGAAAGUUGUCUUCUCCACUGGUUCUUAUCCUAGAUUGUCACUGAGUUUUCGUCUUAAAAGAAACAUUGGCUACUUCAUUCUGCAGACAUACAUGCCUUCUACACUGAUUACUAUUCUGUCCUGGGUAUCUUUCUGGAUCAACUAUGAUGCAUCAGCUGCAAGAGUUGCUUUAGGAAUAACCACUGUACUGACAAUGACCACUAUCAGUACACAUCUCAGAGAGACCCUGCCAAAGAUCCCUUAUGUCAAAGCUAUAGACAUCUAUUUGAUGGGAUGUUUCGUAUUUGUAUUCUUGGCAUUGCUAGAAUAUGCUUUUGUGAACUACAUCUUCUUUGGAAAAGGUCCCCAACUCCAGAAGAAAGCAGCAGAGAAAGCAGAGAAAGCAAGUAAUGAAAAACACAAAGUGGAAAUGAAUAAAGUUGAUUCACAUGGAAACAUUCUUCUCACAACUCUUGAGAUCCGAAAUGAAGUCAGCGGAUCAGAAGUCUUAACUAGUACCAUUGAUCCACGAGCCACCAUGUUCUCCUAUGACAGUGCAAGCAUCCAGUAUCGAAAGCCAAUCGCCAAUAGAGAUAUGUACAGCAGAGGCAACCUGGAUAGGCACAUAGUCCACAAAAAGGGGCGCUUAAGGAGAAGCGCCUCUCAAAUUAAAAUUAAAAUUCCAGAUUUGACUGAUGUGAAUGGUAUAGACAGAUGGUCGAGAAUGAUAUUCCCUGUUGCAUUUUCUUUCUUCAAUGUUGUGUAUUGGCUUUAUUAUGUACACUAA